This is a messenger RNA of Manihot esculenta (cassava), 2253 nucleotides long. RefSeq names its product cold-regulated 413 plasma membrane protein 2. The transcript has 4 exons. Gene Ontology annotation, cellular component: membrane. Lineage: Eukaryota; Viridiplantae; Streptophyta; Magnoliopsida; Malpighiales; Euphorbiaceae. The coding region runs from base 183 to 791 and encodes 202 amino acids. The record is from RefSeq and is a predicted model, not a curated record.
UAAAAAUAAGGUCCCACCUCACGCGCCAAAACGUCCUCAUCCAGAACUGUACAUUUAUCCAGCUACGAAGCUGCUCAGACGCAAUUUGUUCUUUGAUCCCCACUCUGAUAUCCGCUGCAAUUCUUGUGUUUUAGAUCUCAAAACUUGAAACAUUUUGUAAAGGGAAGGGAAAUCGAUUGGAUAUGGGGAGGACGGAGUACUUGAAAAUGAGUACUGAUCAAGUAAAAGCCGAUUUGAUCCGGUCUGAUCUCAAUGAGCUCAAGGUUGCUGCCAAGCGACUCAUCAAUGAUGCCGCUCUGCUGGGUGGGCUCGGCUUUGGUACUUCAUUUCUCAAAUGGGUGGCUUCUUUUGCUGCCAUAUAUUUGCUGAUAUUGGAUCGGACAAACUGGAGAACGAACAUACUGACCUCUCUCUUAGUCCCUUACAUUUUCUUUAGUCUUCCUGCAGCAAUAUUUAAUUUGUUAAGAGGUGAGGUCGGAAAAUGGAUUGCUUUCAUUGCAGUGGUGCUCAGGCUUUUCUUUCCUCGACACUUCCCAGAUUGGCUGGAGAUGCCAGGAUCAUUGAUUCUUCUUCUAGUUGUGGCUCCCAACUUCUUUGCGGACACGUUGAAGGACAGCUGGGUUGGUGUUUUGAUAUGCCUCCUCAUUGGUUGUUACCUACUGCAAGAGCACAUCAGGGCAUCUGGUGGAUUCAGAAACUCCUUCACUCAAUCCCAUGGAAUAUCAAACACUCUUGGUAUUAUCUUGCUGUUAGUUUACCCAGUAUGGGCAUUGGUGCUUCACUUCAUCUAAUCAGCUGGAACUUGAACAAUCAUUUUCAUGUCGUGUCUAAAUUUGUAUCUAAUAUUUGAAAUCUUAUUGCUAAUGAUAACUCAGGUUAAUUAUUUUAAUUUUAAUGAAUGCAAUAUUUGAUAAUUCAUACUUGUCUCUUAGGCCACCUAUAGUGCAAAUGAAGUGUAGCUCAAUGGACUUGAUCUUGAGGUUCAUAACCUUCAAAAACACUGGAAUUGGGAAGUUCUCCAUUUUAGAUAGCAAUUGUUGGAACUCAUACCCAUUUUGAAAUCGAGAGUUUUGUAAAAAUUAAUUUGUCUUUUUCCGUCGAUUCUCUCAAUUUGCAAGGAAAUAAUUUAUUUUUUUAAUUUUAAAAAAGUUAUUUUUAAAAAAAUUGAAGUCAUGCAUAAUAAUAUAAAAUUUCUUUUUUUUUUUGGACAAAUGCAUUAUAAAUUACAUUUUUACAAGGUCUGUGUAAGGCAAAGAGUACAACAGAGGAUUGAAUAUAAGGCCCACUAAAAACUCACCCAACCCUUAAAUCAAAUCAAUUAAAUCAAAUUAAAACAGUCCCACCCACAAAAAAACCAAGACAACCCAUUCAGACUCUAAAAUCCAACCCAUCCAUCGCCAUGGGAUUGGAAAUAUUUGAAGUUCGUCAAAAGGUUAUUGCAUGCUAAUGUGGUGUUACAAUUAAUUUUAUGUUAAGCAAAGUAAUGCGAUUAAUUUUUUUAUUAAUAAUAAAAUGUAACGCAAUUAAUUUAGCAAAAGCUCAAUCAAGUGGACAUUAAAACUCACUCCAUGGUAUUCACCCUUAAAUUAAUAAUUGAUUUAUUACUUUUAGUUAAUUAUAGACUUGAUCAAAAUAUGGGCCUCAAAAGUUUUACCAAGUUAGAUUAGGCCCGCCCAAUUAAAUAAAAAAGUAUAACAUUAAUAAAAAAAAAUUUCGAUAAGUAUCCGACGUGUCGUAGCCGCUUUGAGUUUCGAAUUUGGAUGAGGGCAAGAGGUAAAUCAAUGGUAUAUUGGUAAUUUUAAACGAGAAUAGAGCAAAACGGAACCCUAGCUGUAUCAGUCUUUGCCUAUAAAAUGGUAACGAAGGCCUACUUUUCUUUGAGUUCUUCCCUCCUGUUCCUUUUUUGUUGUUUUGCUUUUUGUUUUUUCGUUUUUCGUUUUACUCAGCUAUAAUGAUUAGGGUUUCUCGGUGAUGAAGAAAAAAAAGAUGACGAGUCCGAUCAAUCCAUUCUUUCAAUUGUGACGACAAAUCGAGGCAUUUGUCUGAGAGAAAUCCUUUUCACUGCUAUUCUUUAUUUUUCCCUAUUUUUAGUUUAUGAUCUCAUAUUUUUGUUCAAGAAAUAGCUCUACCUCUAUGAAAUGGUUCUUUUUUUUCUUAAAAAAAAAAGAAAAAUUAUUGCUGAUGAAAGGCGGGCGGUAGUGAUGAUUGAGAUAUUCCAUAUGUCUAUAUGAUGAUUUUAACUCCUCCUACUCA